Jaminaea rosea is the source of this 582-nucleotide messenger RNA. RefSeq names its product putative Rac1 GTP binding protein. Gene Ontology annotation, cellular component: cytoskeleton; cytoplasmic vesicle; plasma membrane. The record is from RefSeq and is a predicted model, not a curated record. The transcript is spliced from 5 exons. Gene Ontology annotation, biological process: regulation of actin cytoskeleton organization; establishment or maintenance of cell polarity; small GTPase-mediated signal transduction. Bases 1 to 582 code for a protein of 193 amino acids. NCBI's taxonomy places the organism in Eukaryota, Fungi, Basidiomycota, Exobasidiomycetes, Microstromatales. Gene Ontology annotation, molecular function: GTPase activity; GTP binding; protein kinase binding.
AUGCAGACGAUCAAAUGCGUCGUCGUCGGUGACGGUGCCGUCGGAAAGACCUGCUUGCUCAUUUCCUACACCACGAAUGCGUUUCCCGGCGAAUAUAUCCCUACGGUCUUCGACAAUUACUCGGCCAAUGUCAUGGUAGACGGCAAGCCUGUCAGCUUGGGCCUCUGGGAUACCGCAGGACAAGAAGACUACGAUAGGCUGCGUCCCCUCUCGUACCCGCAAACCGACGUCUUCCUCAUCUGCUUCUCCCUCGUCUCACCGCCGUCAUUCGAGAACGUCAGGACAAAGUGGUGGCCGGAAAUCAGCCACCAUGCCCCUAACAUCCCCAUCAUCCUCGUCGGCACCAAGCUCGACCUUCGUGAGGACCCGGAGACGAUUGGCAAGCUGCGCGACAGGAGGAUGCAGCCCAUCUCGUACCCGUCGGGCGUGCAGAUGGCGAGGGACAUCGGUGCUACGCGAUACUUGGAGUGCUCAGCGCUCACGCAGAAGGGGCUCAAGGGGGUCUUCGAUGAGGCAAUCCGCUCGGUUCUCGCACCGGCACCCAUCAAGUCGCGAAAGAAGAACAACUGCUUGAUCCUCUAG